Carassius carassius (crucian carp) is the source of this 1195-nucleotide messenger RNA. It is a transcript of the gene gpx7, whose product is annotated as glutathione peroxidase 7. The transcript is spliced from 3 exons. Gene Ontology annotation, biological process: response to oxidative stress. The record is from RefSeq and is a predicted model, not a curated record. The coding region runs from base 1 to 705 and encodes 234 amino acids. NCBI's taxonomy places the organism in Eukaryota, Metazoa, Chordata, Actinopteri, Cypriniformes, Cyprinidae. Gene Ontology annotation, molecular function: glutathione peroxidase activity.
AUGCGGAAGCUUGUGAUUGGUUGUUUGGGCCACGCGUCACGAAAGUUCCGCUCAUUCCGCUCUAGGGGUUUUAAUUUUUCCCCUGUAUCGGACCGUCCCGUUCACUCAUUCGUCUGCUCUACACCAGAGGAAUCUCACAGCAUUAUGGGGACGAUUCUGAGAGCGCUUACUUUACUGACUCUAUCAUGUCUUGCCGAGGCCAAACAGAAAGACUUUUACUCGUUUAAGGUGGUGAACAGCAGAGGGAGGUUAGUUUCUCUGGAGAAAUACAGAGGAUCGGUAUCACUGGUAGUGAAUGUGGCCAGCGAGUGCGGUUACACUGACGAGCAUUACAAAGACCUUCAGCAGCUGCAAAAAGACUUUGGUCCGUUUCAUUUUAAUGUUCUGGCCUUCCCCUGCAACCAGUUUGGCCAGCAGGAGCCCGGCAGCGAUAAGGAGAUCGACAGCUUUGUACGCCGGGUCUACGGGGUUUCCUUUCCCAUCUUCAGCAAGAUCGCUGUGGUUGGAAUAGGGGCCAAUAAUGCUUACAAAUACCUCGUGGAGGCAUCUAGGAAAGAGCCGACCUGGAAUUUCUGGAAGUACCUCAUCGACACUGAUGGCAAAGUUGUUGAUGCGUGGGGUCCUGACGUCUCCGUCAAAGAAAUUCGCCCACGGAUAGCGGAUAUGGUUCGGAAGCUGAUCAUUAAGAGGAAAGAAGAGCUUUAGUCCUUUGAAUCAUCUUCAGCUCUGAAAACUGUAGACACUAAGACCUCAGAAACAGAUCUCUUUGAAGAAACACAUGCUAUUUUAGGCGUGUGGGAUUACACCAGCGCAACCCACUUUUUAAAUGAUCCUAUAGUCUCUCAUCCGCUUCUUCCACUUCGUUGCAUAAGUUUGUUUUCUUACCACGUUUGUAAAGAGAAGCACUGAGAACUUGAGUAAUAAAAGACCACUUUUAUUAAUAUACACCAUAAUAAACACUUCAUGCUUAAUAACAUAGCACAUGCUAUGUUUAAUAGAGCUACACAAAGUAAUGAAACAUGAGCAAUGUGAACUGGUUCUGGAGUUGAAAUGUUUAUUUUUAUACUCCUGCUAUCAUUUUUGUUUCUGUGAUCUGUCUGAAAUCUGUUUUGACCCUCUUAUGUUUUAGUUUGGUGGCUCCAUUAAAAGGUUUUUUCCUACAUUUUUUGUUUGUUUGUUUAUUCACUGAAAACUU